Patiria miniata (bat star) is the source of this 1575-nucleotide messenger RNA. RefSeq lists its product as uncharacterized. The transcript is spliced from 2 exons. The coding region runs from base 206 to 1147 and encodes 313 amino acids. Lineage: Eukaryota; Metazoa; Echinodermata; Asteroidea; Valvatida; Asterinidae. The record is from RefSeq and is a predicted model, not a curated record.
UAUUAUGUUUUGUUUGAAGAAAACAAAUACAGAAGAGCUGUAUAAAACAAAUUCAUUUUCUUUGUAUGGCAGGACUAUUUCAAUCCAGCGCUUGAUGAGAAAAUCAUUUUAAAAUGUAGGCUUCACUUUAUUUGCAUGACAAAAGACACAUGUCGAUCGCAUACAGGUGGGUAGGCGCUGUCUGAUUGGCCGAAAGUUCAGCAUCAUGUUGAGCAUUGGGGCAAUCGCUCGCCGUGUACAGAGCACUUUGGGUCGUGAGAUGUAUACAAGUUUAUCGUCUGCGAGGAGUUUGAAUUUUAAUGCUGAGCAGACGAGGAGUAAACGCCGAAGUCAACAGCAUUUUCGAGGGUGGUUUCCAGGCGAGAGUUCUUGGACAUUUCGGCGGAGUUUGCCUGCCGUGCGUUGGCUAGCCACGGCUCGGUGUUUACGCAAGAAAGACACGGCGGGAAAAGACGAGGACGAUCGAACCCACAAACUGCUGCUACCGGGAGAAGUACCGGCAGCAGGUCACGAAAGAAUAGCGGGAACUCAGGGCAAGAAGACGAUGAUUGUUAGUCCUCCUACGGUCCAAGUUUUUGCAGAUCCUUCCAUGUCAAAAACUGUCCGCGAUGUCUCCGUCGACAUCGAGAAAAUCAAAGGUCAGCUGAAGUUUAUGAGGGAAGAGUUCUCAGACAGCUCCUUCGAGGUGUUGAAGCUUGUCCAAGGCAGGUCGUCAAUAAUAGCGGCUUUAAAGGAGACUAGGAAGUUCUGCCGAGACAACCAAUCAGCGAUCGUGUCUCUCAAGACUGAGCAGCGCAAAUUUGAUGAGCUCAUCGCUUACAUCAGCAAGAUGAUUGCCCGACACGAGAACCAAAUGAAUGACCCCAGAAAACGGCAAGAUAAGGACGCGGUUGCUGAAAAAAUUGACGGCAUUUCUCAGAGAAUCGACCAGGCCAAUAAAAGUAUCCAAAACCUAACCAUAACCGUGCACGACAAACUACAAAGUGACGUGAAGAAAGCACUUGCCGAUGUCAAACAACUGCGCAAUGAUGUCACACGAAUUGAGCUGGACGUUAAGUACAGAGGGAGGGAGAUCAGUGAAUUGAAGGGCAAGAGUCCAGUAAAUCUUAUGAAUGCAAAGCAGGUGCAACAGAAACCCCCAAAAUAGCCAAAUAUCUCCCAUAACAUUUAUCAAAAUCAAUCUUCUUUGGGUGUACUGGGUGUAUCAGAUUUGAUAUUCAUAUGACCAUACCACAGACAUGCUAAUUCAGAGCAUUUUAAAAGGUGCACCCUUUAAAUGUAAACAAAGUCACUAACUAUACACUCAACAAAAUACCAACACACAAAUUUGUUUCUUUUCUGGAAAAGACAAUGAUUUUUAAUGUAAAAUGUACAAAAUGAGCCCUAAAAAGAUGGAUUUACAAAUCUCAAUUCUUGUUUUCCGUUGGAUGCUCUACGCUAUGCAAACUUUAAUAUUCUCUAAGGAUUAAUUUUAAUAAGGACAGUUAAAAACACAACCAAAACAAAAGAACAAAAUUUUAAAAGGCAUCUUGGUAGAUUUUCAGCAGUCAUGAAAUAAAUGUUUGAGGUAUUUUG